Molecule: messenger RNA, 3051 nt
Organism: Xenia sp. Carnegie-2017
Lineage: Eukaryota; Metazoa; Cnidaria; Anthozoa; Malacalcyonacea; Xeniidae
Product: methionine--tRNA ligase, cytoplasmic-like
Exons: 29
Coding region: 55-2892 (945 amino acids)
Biological process (GO): methionyl-tRNA aminoacylation
Cellular component (GO): aminoacyl-tRNA synthetase multienzyme complex; cytosol
Molecular function (GO): ATP binding; methionine-tRNA ligase activity
Source: RefSeq, a predicted model, not a curated record
GUAUUUACGUAUACAACGUGUUUAUAAAUGUUCGAUGCCUGUUAAACUGGCUUUAUGAUUUCGCUUUUCAAAGCUUUCACACGCUUUAAUGUAGCAUUUAUUCAUAUUUUGAAACGUAAAGAGUCCGCUUCUUGCUAUUUUGAGGCAAUGAAACUUUACACAGAUAAAUUUAAUCCUUUAACGCUACGAAUAUUAGUGGCAGACAAAUUAGCUGAAACUAACCUUACUGUUGAAUACGUCGAAAAAAAUGAAUCAUUAAAAAGGUUUCCCUUUCUCAAAGAAACAAAGCUGCCAUUUUUGGAAGUGGAAAAUGAUCAUUACCUUUUUAGUGCGAAUGCAAUCACUCGGUAUCUAUUGAAAUGUGAGACUCACAAAAGAUAUGAAAUAAAAGUUGAAAAUUUAUCCUUUGAAGACCAUUGGCUGGAAUGGGAUCUCUUGAAGUUACAGCCAUCAAUGUUCUCUUUUUUGGCAUCCUCAUUCACACCAAAUUGUUCCAUGGAUGUUAGCAAUAUCAAAGAAUGUCUUUCACAUUUGGAAUCACACCUAAAACCUGAAGCUAAAUAUAUAGCUGGGAACAAACUAUCCUUGUCAGAUGUUGUUGUUUGGGGAACGCUCUAUCCCUUACUGGCACAGUCUUCACACGUAAAAGAGCUAGACAUAAACGACCAUUUUUGCCAAGUGAUGACGUGGUUCAAUAAUCUUAUGGAAAACAAUAAAUUUUAUUCUUUAUCACAAGCCAUUACUGAAGGGAAAGGGCCUGAUGUUUUCAAGGAGGCUAUUCUGGCCUACAACUCAUCAUACUCAAUACCAUGUACGAAGAAAGAUUUAAGAGUACCUGAAGCUCCUACUAAAAACCUGGAACAGGAUGAGAAUGUUCAUGAUGUUGAUGAAAUGGAAAUCAACGAAGCUAUAGCAAAUUGGCAAACGAAAAAAAUUCCCAAAAGACGUGUUCUUGAACAUCCAAUUCUACCUAAAGAUGGGGAGAAAAAUAUCUUAAUCACGUCAGCUUUACCGUAUGUUAAUAAUGUGCCACAUUUGGGAAAUAUUAUUGGUUGUGUCUUGAGCGCUGAUGUAUUCGCACGGUUCUGUCGACUUAGGCAGCACAAUGUUUUAUACAUAUGCGGAACGGAUGAAUAUGGUACAGCAUCAGAGACAAAAGCUUUAGAAGAAGGUGUUACGCCUGCAGAAAUUUGCACGAAGUAUUUUAAAAUUCAUCGCGAAGUCUAUGAAUGGUUCAACAUACAAUUUGACUAUUUUGGUCGAACGACAACUGAAGAACAAACGAAGAUUUCUCAAGAUAUAUUUUGGCAAAACUACAAGAAUGGUUUAACUCUCGAAGACACAGUUGAACAGCUACAUUGUGAAAGUUGCAAUAAAUUUCUUGCUGAUCGAUUUGUCGAAGGAACAUGUCCACUUUGUGGUUUUCACGAUGCACGCGGUGACCAGUGUGAUGCUUGUGGUAAACUCAUCAACGCAACAGAAUUAAAGUCUCCUCGAUGUAAAAUUUGUGGUAAAACACCAUCUGUGAAAAAGAGUAGACACUUGUUUCUGGAUCUAACAAAGCUUCAACCUGAAUUAACUUCUUGGGUGGAAAAGUCGUCGUCUGAAGGAAACUGGAGUGCUAACUCACAACACAUUACGAAAGGAUGGCUACAGGAAGGACUGAAACCUCGUUGUAUAACUCGUGAUUUAAAAUGGGGAACACCAGUGCCAUUGGAGGGUUUUACUGAUAAAGUCUUUUACGUUUGGUUUGAUGCACCAAUCGGGUAUUUAUCAAUCACUGCGAAUUAUACAGAACAUUGGCAAAAAUGGUGGAAAAACCCAAAAGAAGUCAGUCUGUAUCAAUUCAUGGCCAAAGACAACGUACCAUUUCAUACAGUUGUGUUUCCAGCCACAUUGUUGGGAACCCGUGAACCUUACACAAUGCUUAAUAAUAUCAACGCUACUGAGUAUCUGAAUUACGAAGACGGUAAAUUCUCCAAAAGUCGUGGUGUUGGUGUCUUUGGUAAUAAUGCAAAGGAUACUGGGAUACCUGCUGAUAUCUGGAGAUUUUACUUAUUACAGAUACGACCUGAAUCACAAGAUAGUAUUUUUACGUGGGCAGAAUUUGCAAUGAGGAAUAACUCCGAGCUAUUGAAUAGUUUGGGAAAUUUCAUCAAUAGAGCUCUUGUGUUUCUAAACAAUAACUUCAAAAAGAAGAUGCCUGCAGUGAUUUUAAAUGAUGAAGACAAGCGAUUAAUAACUUUGGUCAAUCGUGAGUUGAAACAAUACAUCCAUUUGAUGGAUCUUAUUAAAUUACGAGAUGGUCUAAAGAUUGUUCUCAAUAUCUCAAAACUUGGUAACCAGUACAUCCAGUCGAAUAAACCAUGGGUACUUGUCAAAGGAAGCGACAUGGAUAGAACACGUGCUGGCAGCGUGAUUGCCCUUGCCUGCAAUUUAACUGGCUUGUUGUCAAUUCUCAUUCAUCCAUUUAUGCCAAAUGUUAGCGCUGAAAUUCGCAAGCAACUACAGCUUUCUGAUGAACACAUUGUUAUCAUCGAUUCAUUUGUGCCACAUCUAGAAGUUGGCCAUGUAAUUGGCGAGCCCAAACCUUUGUUCGAUAAAAUUGACAGCAAUAAGAUGGAAGAAUUUAGAAAGCUUUAUUCUGGACAGAAUAGUGGUGAAAAGGGUGAAAAGAGUAAAAAAACGGACGAGGAGAUCAAAGCUCUCGAGAGUGAUGUUGCGAAACAGGGUGAUAUUGUCCGUAAGCUGAAAGCUGAUAAAGCUGAGAAAACGACAAUUGAUGCUGAAGUUUUAAAAUUACUGGAUUUUAAAAAGAAGCUAAAUGCUGCCACUGGGGUUAUUGCCGAAGAGUUUUCCAAGAACAGAAAGAAACCGAAUAGGAAGAAAUAAAAUGAUUGAUGUUUUGCACUUUUUAUUAUUUAGCUAAAUUACCAUUGCCAAUUAAAUUGCAAUUAUGAUCAAUGUAAAAUAUUCUUAAAAAUGUCUCUUUGAAAUUUGUAAUAAUUUAUUGAUUGUAUAAUAAAAAUGGCAACAUAACAAUUUUGGAAA